AUGAAAGAAGUUGUGUCAGUGUUUCCAAAUAGAAAAAAUUAUAUGCUCACGACAAGAUCAUGGGACUUCAUAAAUUUUCCGGAAACAAUUAAAAGAGAAAAAACAGUUGAGAGCAACAUCAUUGUUGGAAUAAUAGAUUCGGGAAUAUGGCCAGAGUCGAAAUCCUUUAGUGCUGCAGGAUUCGGGUCUCCACCAACAAAAUGGAAAGGUUCAUGUAGGGGACUAACUAAUUUCACUUGUAACAACAAAAUCAUUGGAGCAAGGUAUUACAAUAAGAAUGGUCACUUCUCCACAAAGGAUGUUCUAUCUCCAAGAGACACCGAUGGUCAUGGAACUCAUAUGGCCUCAAUAAUUGCAGGCAACAUUGAUAAUUCAGCAAGUUUUUUUGGUCUAGGUAGUGGUACAGCUCGAGGAGGUGUCCCAUCUUCGCGGAUUGCCGUAUAUAAAGUAUGUUGGUCCUUUGGUUGCGAUGACGUCGACGUCAUUGCAGCAUUCGCCGAUGCCGUCAAAGAUGGCGUCGACAUAAUAUCGAUUUCUAUGGGAGAUGAAAAUUCUAGAAACUAUUUUAUGGAUGCUCUAUCUAUUGGGAGUUUAAAAGCAAUGAGACAUGGAAUUUUAACCUUAGUGCCGGCUGGAAAUAGGGGUCCAAAACCUUGGAGUGUAAUGAAUGUUUUUCCUUGGGCAAUAACCGUCGCAGCAAGCACUAUUGAUCGGAAUUAUUUUACCAAUUUGCACAUGGGUAAUGGUGCGGUUGUUACGGGAGUUUCAAUAAACAUGUUUAAUCAAACUCGUGUCUACCCUAUGGUGUAUGGUGCUGAUGUGCCAAAUAAAAGAAUGAAUGCUUCUAGGGAAGCAGCUGGAAUGUGCAGAAAAAACUCACUCGAUACUACAUUGGUAAAGGGAAAAAUUGUCAUUUGUGAGGAAUAUAAUUUAGGAGUCGAAGCUCUUUCUGUUGGUGCAACUGGUAUGGUGAUACGAGGUCCUCGAAGAGAGGACUGUGAAGCGUAUGUCCUCCCCACAACUUAUAUUACCGGGAAUGGGGACAUCCAAGCGAGGAACUAUUUUAUGUCAUCAAGUAAUCCAACUGCAAGCAUAUUCAAGAGUAAUAAGGGUUUUGAUUCUUCAACGCCAUAUAUUGGAUCCUUCUCAUCUAGGGGACCAAAUCCUAUAUCAGAUCACAUACUCAAGCCCGAUUUGUGUGCGCCUGGUGUUCAAAUCUUGGCAGCAUGGACACCAGUGAAUGCUCCUACUAGGGAAGAGGUAGAUAAGAGAAGGUCGUCAUAUAACGUCUUAUUUGGUACUUCAAUCGCAUGUGCACACGUUGCUGCUGCGGCCGCUUAUGUCAAAUCUUUCCAUCCAUCGUGGUCUCCGGCUGCUAUAAGAUCGGCCCUUAUGACCACAACCUUCAAGAUGAGUGAAACAGCAACUCCUGAUGCAGAAUUUGCUUACGGAGCAGGUCUCAUAAACCCUGCAAGUGCCAUUAAUCCCGGCCUUGUGUAUGAUACAAAAAUAGUUGAAUAUGUGCAGUUCAUGUGUGGGCAAGGCUACACAAAUGAGCAAUUGCGUCUUGUUACAGGUGACUACUAUACUUCUUGCACCGAUUACGGGAGUAUAGAUUCUUUAAAUUUGAACAUACCUUCAUUUGCUAUCCGUGUUUAUCCUUCUGCUCGAUUUAAUGUCUACAUGACUAGAAAAGUUACAAAUGUGGGAUCGUUAUCAUUUGUUUACAAAGCUGUGAUUUCGGCUCCACCGUCACUAAAAAUAAGAGUGGUUCCCGAAACACUUACUUUCUCUAGUGUUGGACAAACUUUACCAUUCACUAUGUUUGUUGAGGGAAUAAUUGAUGGAGUGAGCUUGGUUUCCGCAUCUUUGAGCUGGAUAGGUCCCAGAAACAUAGUGAGGAGCCCUAUUGUUGUUUUUUAUAAACAACAACCAUGA
Messenger RNA from Impatiens glandulifera, 1938 nucleotides. Its product is annotated as cucumisin-like. NCBI's taxonomy places the organism in Eukaryota, Viridiplantae, Streptophyta, Magnoliopsida, Ericales, Balsaminaceae. Gene Ontology annotation, biological process: proteolysis. The coding region runs from base 1 to 1938 and encodes 645 amino acids. The record is from RefSeq and is a predicted model, not a curated record. Gene Ontology annotation, molecular function: serine-type endopeptidase activity. The transcript has 7 exons.